Mesorhabditis spiculigera is the source of this 1041-nucleotide messenger RNA. Lineage: Eukaryota; Metazoa; Nematoda; Chromadorea; Rhabditida; Rhabditidae. The record is from the annotation of a GenBank genome assembly.
AUGCUAGCCGUUCGGGACAAGCGCCAUAGAAUGAACUACUUCUCCCCGGAACUCAUCAAUAGGACCUACAUCUUCUACGUGAACCCGUACACGAAAAUCGCUUUUCAAAAUGCGACUGAUGUGGCAGAUACGGAAUUGAUUCAGUCAACUGGCGCCAUCAAGUUCCCGGUCUCCCUGAUUUUCCUGAUCUUUCAAACCGUCUACCUGCUGGCGGUGAGGAGGCGGAUCGGUUUCGGCAAGGAGUUCUCGUUCAUGCUGCUAUUCUGGAUCGGUGUCGUGGAUCUGAUCCAAUUGAUCUGCCACACGAUGUCCGGCAUCUGGAUGCUGGCGCUGAUGCACGCGGAGGAGUGGCAUUAUAUAUUCGGCGCGUUCCACGAGACGUGCUAUCUAUUAACGGGUUACCUCACUACCGCCUUACCGAUUCAUCGCUUUAUCCUCAUCGUGUUCCACGCGCAAGCGCAGAAAAUCUUGCGACCACUCUACCUGAAGAUUAUCAUGCUCCUCUAUCUAAUCUUCGGGCUCAGCUGGCUUGGUUAUUUCCUUUCCGGUGAUAUGGAAAUCAUUUUCGUGCCCGAAACUAUCUACUGGUAUUGGACGUACAAGACGGAUAAUUGGGACUGGGUGGGCAUUGUUUUCCUGGUCGAAAAGUGGAGCCUGAUGAGCCCCAUUAUCGUGGGGGCUGUCCUGUACUCGGGCAUUAUUCUCAAGUUUAUGACGAGGGCAAACCGGAGCAUAGCCUCGGAAAUUCGACUGACCGUGCAGGUAUUUACGAUUCUCGCUGUUGAUACACUCGCAUAUGUUAUAUGGUAUUACUUUCUGCUCUGGGCGGACGAUAGCUUGUUGGUCAACUGCCUGUCCGACUUGGUGUGGGUGGUGUAUAAUGGCGCCAAUUCGGUGAUAUACUUCAUUUUCAACCCAGAAGUUCGAAACAGAAUGAAAGAUUUAUUAACGUGCGGUGCCGCCGGGAAGCCACAAGGCCCGCUAUUCACAAACAGCAGCAGCGUCACAACCUCGACUUUAUCGAAGAAAAGCACAUCAAAA